AUGGGUGCUAUGACCAAGAAGGAAGACUAUCCAUUUACUUAUUCUUUAAAAACAGAUUAUGUCCCUUAUAUUCCUCAUACUUAUACUCCUGAAUGUGGGGAUAAUUUAGCCCCAGCUAUACCAAUGAUAAUCUCAUUUUUCAUUGGAUUUGUCCUUAUGAUUUUCUGCAUACUAAUUCGCUACAUUGCUCUUCUGAUUAAGUCAAGGAGAGUAAGAACAAGCAAAGGGAAAGAAACUCUUUAA
Molecule: messenger RNA, 243 nt
Organism: Blepharisma stoltei
Lineage: Eukaryota; Ciliophora; Heterotrichea; Heterotrichida; Blepharismidae
Source: the annotation of a GenBank genome assembly